Closterium sp. Yama58-4 is the source of this 1512-nucleotide messenger RNA. NCBI's taxonomy places the organism in Eukaryota, Viridiplantae, Streptophyta, Zygnematophyceae, Desmidiales, Closteriaceae. The record is from the annotation of a GenBank genome assembly.
AUGGAAGCUACUAUGCGACGCAAGUUGGCUGCCCUCUCCAUGCGACCGGGAGACGAUGUGAAGCCGGUCCUUGACAAGAUCAAGGACACUUACGCGAGGAUGGCAGCGGCGGGCAGCAAGGUGUCGCAGAUGCAGCAGUGCACCAAGAUCAUCUCGGUGCUCGACAACUCGUGGGACAACCUCAUCCCCACCCUCAACACUGAACAGGACCAGUGGACACCUGAGUGGCUACGGCAGCAGAUUCUGCAGGAGGACUUCCGCAGUUGCCAUACGAGAGGCGGUGCUGCUAACAAGACUGCUGAGGGGUACGGAGCUGCAGGCGGCAGCGGAGGAAGAGGGGGUGGAAGAGGCCGAGGCCGUGGGAGAGGCUUUGGCAGAGGGAGAGGUCUAGAUGACUACAAUGAGGGGCAUGGGAGCUCUGGUGGCAGGGGGAGCACUCGAAUGGAGGGAGCUUGCUGGUACUGCAAGAAGGCUGGACACCCGUGGUUCAAGUGUUUCAGCCGGCCUGAGGGAUGGGCGCCUCCAGGCAUGAAGCCGCCAAGUAAUGAACGUGCAAACGGUGGUGCUGUGCGAGCCCCCCCUAGGAAGAUCAAGUUUGUGGCUGCCGCUUCAGGUGCUUUGCUCCCUGUGAUUGGUGUUGGGAAUGCUAAGGUGAUGGGAGCCAAUGGGGAGCUUGUGGGGCUUGGAAAUAUACUGUUGUGUGAAGAGGAGAAGAGCAGCUGCAUCAAGGACCUGUGGCAGCUGCCCAUCAUCCCUUGGAACGGGAAACCUCCAGCAACGGCCACGGCAGCAGCAACGGCUAAGGAAACUGUGGGAGGAGAGGAGACUCCACUAACUGAUGGGGCACUGGAUGCAGUCAAAAAGGUGCAGCAGCCACAUGGUGAGGUACUUCCUGGUAUGGAUGCGACAGCUGCAUGGGUAAAGACUUCAUCUGGGAACGGUGAGGCCGAUUGGGAGACAUGGCACAAGAGGUUGUGCCACAUCAACAUCCCAAUGCUGCAAAAUUGUUUCCCUUCAGCAGCAGCACAAGACAAACCAAGGCUCCACUUGCACUUGUGCACAUGGAUGUGGUGGGCCCCACGAGGGCCCUUUCUCUCUCGGGCAGCCGCUACUUCCGGACCAUUGUGUUCGACCACUCACGUGUUGUGUGGGGUGUAUCCUCUGAAGACUGUUCUUAUGGAGUGGAUGCCGAAAGCACAAAGGGAGAGGGGACAUAAGAUGAAGGUGAUCCUUACAGACAACGGAGGAGAGUUUAUUGGAAAUGAAUUUGAGGCAGUGCUGAAGAAGAAAGGGAUCCAACAUCAGCUCACAGUGCCCUACAACCCUCAGCAGAACGGCGUGGCUGAGCGGUUCAACCGGACCCUGCAGGAAGGUGCCCGCACUCUACUUGGGCGUGCAGGGCUGCCGGAUCCGUUUUGGGUGACUGCACUGAGGCAGGUCGCUCUUGUGAAGAACAGGGUGCUGGCGACUGUGGGGGACAAGCAGUGGGUCCCCUACACCCAGCAGUGGUAG